AUGCCACCAAAGAAGGACGUCAACAAGAAACCAUCCAAAAAUGUGAGUUUACUUUUCAGAUCAGCAAUUAAAAUGAUAUAAUAAUGAUUUGUUUCCAGUCCCGCCGCUCUCCUUCGCCGGAUUCUCGAUCAACAACCAGAUCUCCGUCACCUUAUGAGGCGCCAAGGACAAGAUCUCAAACCUGCGCAAUGCAGGCCGCCGCUGCUCGAGCCCGUGCUGAUUCCGGUUUGCCCCCUCUGCCAACACCUUCCAAACAGCCCGGAAAGUUCUACCUCGAUCCUUCGGUGAGUUUUUUUUGGGAUUUAGUUUGCAAGUAGUUAGGAUUGGGUUUUUUGAGCUAAGUUUCUUAUGCGGAUUAAUAUUUUUGGUCAUAAAAAACACGAAAAAUCAAGGUUUUUCGUGUUUUUUAUUACCAAAAAUAUUAAAUGGUCCGGCAACGGAGAUUAUGAGAACUUUUAAAAUGUUCAAAUUUUGAUGAAUGAAUCUCAAAAUGCAUUUACUUCACAAAAAAUUGAAGUUGAACGUAAACUUCAAAAAAAUAAAAAACUGAAAAAUAAAAAGAUAAAUGUGGCCGAACUAUUUUGGUGGCCGAGAAAUGUCGGGAAUUCGGUCAAAGCAAUAAACGCGCUCUAAAGUUGCAAAAAUCCUUAAUGUUGGAGCGCGUUUAUUUCGUUGGCCGAAUUCCCGACAUUUCUCGGCCACCAAAAUAGUUCGGCCACAUAUAUCAUUUCAGUUUAUUCUAUUUUUCUGAAAUGUAUGUUCAACUUCAAUUUUUUAUGAAGUAAGUGCAGUUUGAGAUUCAUCCAUCAAAAUUUGAAAAUUUUCAAAAGUACUCAUAAUCUCCGUUGCCGGACCAUUUGAUCUGCAAAGCCUUCUAAAUUUAAGGCUUUCUUGGGCUUUUUCCAUGAUUAUGUGGGUCCCACAGGGUUUCCCAGGGCUUCAAAAAGCUUUCUCAGGGCCUCUAGAUCGUUCUCGGGCUUUUCCAGGACUUCCAGGCUUUUUCAGAUGGAUUUAGGCUUCCGCAGAUCCUAUCUGAACAGGCCUUAAUAUUUCUUGGCCUUCUGAGGCUUUUCCCAUGUUUCUGCAGAUCCCUCAGGGUUUUUCACAGUCUUUCUCAGGUCCCAGACUUAUCCGGGCUUCAGAAACUUCCCCAGGCUCCCACAAAUUUUGCAUGUUUUUUUGUAAUGAAUCGUAUCUUUUUCAGCCACCCAAGGGUGUGCGAAGGAUAGUCAAGAAGGUUCGAGAAGCGCUGUCCUGUUCCAAAUCGAAAUCGAAAUCCAAGAAUACUCGCACCGCCACCAGAGGAAGAGGAAGACCAGCGAAAAAGACGGGAAACAAGAAGAAGCCUGUUGUCAAGCAACCACAAGUUCGCCGAGCUUCGCCAACACCCUCACCAGCGAGAAGUCCAUCACCAGAUUCGCGCGAAACUUCGGAUGACGAAGCUUAUGAACAUGAACCGCGAACUCGAACUCCACCAGCUGCUGCUAGAAGAUCGAAUUCCAAUGUUCGAAGCAAUGACAGUAGAAGGGGAAGAAGUCGUUCGCCAAUUGUCACUCAAUCUCCAGUUUCUCGCCGUCGAUCAGCGCACUCCACGCGGAACCCGAACUCGAAUUCUUAUCGACCACUUGAAGUUAGUUUUUUUUCUCCGGGUUUUUCUUAUCUUAGGCUUGUUGGGCAAAGAUUUCUGAAGAAUGACAGGAAUUCAGAGGGUUUUCUAGAACUUCAUAGGGAUUUUCAGUUUGCAGAUGAUAAAUGAAUUAUUUUUUCAGCACGGCCCGCAAUUUCGAGACAGAUGGGAAGCGGAUGUAUCUGGAGCAUUCUCGGAUCGGUUCCGGAGACAAGGACGUGUGCCUGUGGACGUAACACAGCCGUCCAGUUCUUCUCGACGCUCUCAUCAUUCCCGCCGAUCCCGCCACGAAGAACAACGCACUCAGGAAGAAGAUGAAGAUUCUGGAUCGGAUGCCAAUCAACCGUCGACUAGUCGUGGACAAGGUUCUUCUCGCCGCAGACGUUAG
Messenger RNA from Caenorhabditis angaria, 2015 nucleotides. The record is from the annotation of a GenBank genome assembly. NCBI's taxonomy places the organism in Eukaryota, Metazoa, Nematoda, Chromadorea, Rhabditida, Rhabditidae.